AAAAGAAAAUUUCCCUGCUUAAACGGUGCGUUUUCUCUUUUCCCCUACACCCACAAAGUCUCUGUUCUUUGGAGUUGCGGCCGGUGAACCAGGAAUAAUGGAGUCACUGUCGAUAAACCAACUAAUCUCUGCAACCAACCAACGAAACCCACUUACCCCUUUUCAUUUUUCUACGAGAAAACCAACUCUUCACUUCCAAACUCGGCCUCUCCGCUUCGAGGCUUCGAUUCGCUCCAAACAAUCUGAUUAUCAAGACUUUCAGGGCUACACAAAACCUUCACGUUUGUUGCCAGCCACAGAAGUUAAAGUCUGCACUGAAGCCUCAUUAGAAAGGAUUAUUUCAUCCUUCAAUUUCAGUGGAGCUCAGUCUUUAUUUAAGGUCAAGAUACAGACAAGUAAUAUCUAUGGCUCAAGUUUGAGUGAUUUAACUGCUGGUAUACUCUUAUGUGUGAUAGACAUAAACGGUAACUCAAUACUACAGUUGAUACCACCAAAUUUGGUGACUGAUUACUCUGCCAAGACAAAAAACUCUGUUGAUUCUGAUAUUGUCCAUUUCCAGAGAGGUUCUUUGGAUGAAUUCACCUUUGAGGGACCUAGACUGGGAAAAGUUGAAGCCCUUUGGAUCAGUCUAGAAUCAGGUCAGUGGAGAUUAGGAGGUGCAAGCCUGACAGUCAUCAACGCUUCGCGACCUUCACCAAAAGAAGAUGAUAGAGAAGAAAUGAAGUAUACUGUUUACUGCUAUGACUUUGAAGUUGAUGACAUCUUGCUCGGUGAGGGUGGUGAUGCAUCCAUGGUGGAGAUUAGACCUUCCAAUAUAAUUGAGUUAUCUGGGGUUGACCCAUUCGCCUUAUUGAGUCAAAGCUUUUUGCAGUCAACUCCGCUUUUGAGUGGUGGGAUUUCGAAUGAGGAAAGCAUGAAGGAAUAUGCAGAUUUGAAAUUCUCCUUGCUACUCUAUGAUGCCAUUUUGACCUUCUUUGGUUCAUCAAUUGCAUCCUUCUCAGCUGGUGAAAGCUCUGCUUAUGCAUUCUUGAUUGGUGGGGUGAGCGGUUUUCUGUACUUGUUGCUAUUGCAAAGGUCCAUUGAUGGAUUGCCAGCUCUGGCAUCAUGUUCCAGUAACCAUGGACUAAAUUUUGAUAGAGGAUUCAAGGGUCCAUUGUCAACCCUCGCUUUGGUUAUAGGAUUUUCUCUUUUAGCUAUCAAGUAUAACUCAGGUGACGAUAUUCCAUUCAUGUUGACUCCAAGAGAACUCUUGGUGGGGAUGAUGGGAUUUUUCACAUGUAAAGUUGCUGUUGUGUUGGCUGCUUUCAAACCUGUGUCAUUGAAUUUGAAGGAGAACAAAUGAUAAAUUCUUGUUCCAUGUCCUCUGCAGUCAGAAGAAAGAGAGAUUGAACAGUGCAGUUUGGUUUAGACCUCUGAUUAGAGAUUACACAGUUGUAUAAGUAUACACCUAAAGAUGAUCCGCAUACUUGUAAAGGAAAUGACCUGACAGUGUUAAUGCUUUAUAGGCUUAAUUGAUCAAUCAGCAAUAUUUUCUUUA
Messenger RNA from Mangifera indica (mango), 1537 nucleotides. RefSeq lists its product as uncharacterized. Lineage: Eukaryota; Viridiplantae; Streptophyta; Magnoliopsida; Sapindales; Anacardiaceae. The transcript has 3 exons. The coding region runs from base 98 to 1342 and encodes 414 amino acids. The record is from RefSeq and is a predicted model, not a curated record.